Knipowitschia caucasica is the source of this 1608-nucleotide messenger RNA. NCBI's taxonomy places the organism in Eukaryota, Metazoa, Chordata, Actinopteri, Gobiiformes, Gobiidae. The record is from the annotation of a GenBank genome assembly.
AUGGUUCUGCAGAUGAAAGAUCCCAUAGAGCACUCGUGUGCAGAGCAUAUAAGGAUCUGGGGAGCAAAAGAGGGGCACAGUACUCCUGACUGUGGGAACUGUCGGAUCAAGAAACAACCAAAUAAGAUGGCGCUCCUCUGUGCGGCCGCCCUACUGUGUGUCCUCUGUUCCAUGGAUGCGCUCCAGUACUCAGAGCUGGCUCAGUACAUAGACAGCCACCAGGAAGAAUAUGUUGAGGCUUUACGGGACUGGGUUGCCAUUGAGAGCGACUCCAGCAACAUCUUAAAAAGGCCCGAUCUGCACCGUAUGAUGGAUGUAACUGCAGAAAAACUGAGGAGGAUGGGAGGCGACGUGGUGAUGGUGGACAUCGGUGAACAAGAACUUCCUGGUGGUCAGAUGUUGGCCCUGCCUAAAGUGGUGACGGCUCAUUUUGGGAACGAUUCUCAAAAACACACAGUUUGUGUCUAUGGACAUGUGGACGUCCAGCCAGCCAAACUGGAGGACGGCUGGAGGACGGAGCCUUACAACCUCACAGAGAUUGACGGUAAUCUGUAUGGAAGAGGAGCCUCGGACAACAAAGCUCCUGUUUUAGCCUGGAUCCAUGCUGUGGAGGCCUACCAGGCCCUCAACAUGGAAUUACCGGUGAAUGUGAAGUUUGUGAUUGAGGGCAUGGAGGAGACAGGCUCAAAUGGUUUGGACGCCAUGAUUCUUGCUCAGAGAGACACUUUUUUCAGCGACGUGGACUUCAUCGUUAUUUCCGACUGCGGAUGGCUCAGCAAAAGACCAGCACUCACAUACGGCACCAGGGGGAACUGCUACUUCUUUGCUGAGGUGGAGGGACCAACACAGGACCUGCACUCUGGAGUCUAUGGAGGCACAGUUAUCGAGCCAAUGACGGACCUUAUUGGUAUUUUAGACACUUUGAUCACCCCCAGUGGUAAAAUCCUCAUCCCAGGGAUAAGGGAGGCAGUGGCCCCUCUCACGGACGAGGAGUGGAAAAUGUACCAGGAUAUUGACUUUGACUUUGACUACUACAAGAGCAAGAUAGGAGUCGCUCAGCUCAUGUACAACAAUAAGGUGGAUCUGUUGGCACACAGAUGGCGCCACCCGACAGUCACCAUCCACGGGAUCGAAGGGGCUUUUUCUGACCCCGGUACAAAAACAGUCAUCCCCGCCAAAGUCACAGGGAAAUUUUCUAUCAGACAAGUCCCUGACAUGGAUCCUGCGAUGGUCAAGAAACAGGUGACAGACUACCUCCAGUCCGUGUUUGCCAAGAGGAAGAGCCCUAACAAGCUGAAGGUGACCAUGGUGAUCGGAGCUAAACCUUGGCUCGCUGACACCAAACACUCUCUGUAUGAUGCAGGGAAGGCUGCUGUCAAAAGAGUGUUUGGAGUGGACCCAGACCUGAUCCGUGAGGGCGGGACCAUCCCCAUCGCUCGCACGUUCCAGGACGUGACGGGGAAGAGCAUCAUCAUGUUGCCCAUUGGAGGCUUCGACGACGGCCUGCACUCCCAGAACGAGAAGAUGAGCAGAUACAACUAUAUCGAGGGAACCAAGUUAUUCAUUGCCUAUCUACACGAAGUGGCCCAAAUCAAAAAGAGUGUGUGA